Pristis pectinata (smalltooth sawfish) is the source of this 6508-nucleotide messenger RNA. It is a transcript of the gene met, whose product is annotated as MET proto-oncogene, receptor tyrosine kinase. The transcript is spliced from 22 exons. NCBI's taxonomy places the organism in Eukaryota, Metazoa, Chordata, Chondrichthyes, Rhinopristiformes, Pristidae. The record is from RefSeq and is a predicted model, not a curated record. Gene Ontology annotation, cellular component: signaling receptor complex; membrane. Gene Ontology annotation, molecular function: protein binding; ATP binding; transmembrane receptor protein tyrosine kinase activity. Bases 633 to 4805 code for a protein of 1390 amino acids. Gene Ontology annotation, biological process: positive regulation of kinase activity; phagocytosis; multicellular organism development.
UCCGCGCCGCUGAGCACAGUGUACUGAACCGCGGACACGCACACCUUGUUGCAUGAACGCUCCCUGGGGCGGAGCGUAAGCGCCCAAAUUUUAUUGGAAACUGCGUCAGCAACGGCAGGUUACUCACCCUGCAGCUCGGGGACUGGCACUGGUCUCACGCAGGACAGUUGCUUUGUGUUGACAGCGGGGUCUUCGCUCGUGGGGUGUUGCGCACCUGUGGGGCUGCAGCAGGGAGGGAGGGGGCGGCUUCGGUCGGCCGCCCAGCGUCGGACGGUGGGGAGGAACAUUGACGAAAGUCUGCCGGGAGCACUGUGGAAAGGAGAGGAACGGUAAGAUUGCAACAUCAGAUAGGAGAGGAAACUGUUCCAAGAGCAAUUGUUCGGAGGGAUUUAUUGAUUAAACUCCGGCGGCGAAGGACGAGUGCGGAGAAUGUGUUGGAGUGAGUGCAUGAGGCGCUGCCCCGGCUUUUAAGGAACAUUUGCAGAUCGUGCCGCGUCCAACUUCAGGACACGUUCAGCUACUGAUUCUUAAUUGAAAAUGACUGCACGUUGCUGGUUAUCCUGUGGUUCCUAGCCUUUGUGGAGUGUCGUUAUAAUUGAGUGGGCAAGAGCAGAGGCUUCAGACCUGAGCUAAUGAUACAUUUUGCAAUGAGACAUCCAGCAAGCACUUGGCAUCUUUUGAUGCUGUUGGGGAGCUUGGUUCAGCUGAGCAGUGCGGACUGUGAGGCAGCAAAGAAGGAUGUGGAGUUGGACAUGAACAUGCAGUACAACUUUUCCAGCUUUAAUGCAGAAACUUUAAUACAGAACUUAGUUCUCCACAAUCAGCGUGUUUAUGUAGGGGCAACAAAUAAAAUCUAUGUCCUGAACAGUAACCUAGAAAAGCUCUCUGAAUUCAAAACUGGCCCUGUACUGGAAUCCUUGAACUGUUCCCCAUGUGAUAACUGUGAGGAAAAGGAAGACCACUCCGAAUCUGUGUGGAGAAACAAUACUAACAUGGUUUUGCUUGUCGAAACUUUCUAUGGAGAUCAGCUUAUUAGCUGUGGCAGUGCAAGGAAUGGUGUUUGUUUCCUCCACAAUCUCGAGGAAAAUGCUCUUGCCAAUUUUUCAAACAAUGCCCAGUGUAUGUACUCGUUUGCCAACAACAACCAUGGCAUGUGCCCAGACUGUAUUGCCAGCCCCCUGGGAACAAAAGUGUUGAUGAAGAAGAAUGAUCGAUUUAUGAAUUUGUAUAUCGGUGCAACACUGAGCUCUGCUCCUCUGUCAUUGCAGUUACAUUCAGUAUCCAUAAAGAGGUUAAAGGAAUCCGAAGAUGGCUUUCAGUUCGUCUCUGAACAUUCAUAUAUGGAUGUUAUUCCACAAUUUAGGGACACCUAUCCAAUUAAGUAUCUUUACACUUUUGAAAGUGGGAACUAUGUGUAUUUUUUAACUGUGCAACGUGAAAGUUUGCGUUCAAAGUCAUUUCACACCAGAAUUAUUCGGCUGUGCACCUCAGAUCCUUUCUUGCACUCCUAUGUUGAAAUGCCACUAGAAUGUAUUAUCAGUGAAAAACGAAGGAAGAGAUCCUCGAAUAUCGAAGUCUUUAACAUCCUUCAGGCUGCGUAUGCAGCCAAACCAGGUGCAGAUUUUGCUGAGCAAUUAGGGAUUUCUACUGAAGAGGACGUACUCUUUGCAGUAUUUGUGCAAAGCAAGCCAGAAUCUUUGGAACCUACCAAUAGAUCAACUGUCUGUGCAUUUUCUGUAAAAUUCAUCAAUCAAUUCUUUGAGCUGUUCAUUGACAGGUGUCAGAAAGAAAAUCUUCCAAAAGGCCUUCGCCAUUUUCACAGUGGUGCUGAUAGAUAUUGCGUCAAUAAAAGCUCCUCACCCAAAGAGAAGGCUUGUGGAGGAAACAGUGAUGGAUUUCAGAUGGAGAGCGCAAUUCCUGCACAACGGCUGGACCUGUUUCUUGGGCAAUUCCAAAACACCUUGUUAACUUCAAUUGCAGUCUUCACACAAGGAAAAGUAACAAUUGCAAAUCUGGGAACUGCCGAUGGUCGCGUUAUGCAGGUGGUGAUUUCACGAACUGAGCGAUCAACACCUCACUUCAAUUUCCAGCUGGAUUCUAAUUCAGUGUCUCCUGAAGUAUUGGUUGAGCAAUCUGGAUCUGAAAAUGGUUAUCUAAUCAUCGUUACAGGGACGAAGAUAAGCAAAUUACCUUUAACAGCUGCAAGGUGUGGCUAUUUCUUGUCAUGCAGUAAGUGCUUAACAGCUCCUUCCUUCAUGGGCUGUGUCUGGUGCAGUGGUAGGUGUUCCAGAAUGCAGGAAUGUGUGACUCAUGUGUGGAAUAUCUGCCCCCCUGUUAUCAGUGAGAUCUCCCCACUAACUGCACCUUUGGAGGGUGGAACGAGGCUGGUCAUUUGUGGAAGGAAUUUUGAAGCAAUGAAAAAUAAAGUAAAUCCUAAAAUGACUGCCAUUAAUGUUGGCAAUGCGAUCUGCAAAUUGGAGGCAAACAAAAGCAGCAGGAACAGACUUCUUUGCAUAUUGGAAGCAUUUAAUACCACACAAGAUUAUAAUCCAGUCCAUAUUAAUUUAACAUUGAACAAAAGUUUGACAACACGAGCAGUCGGCUUUUCUUUUGUGAAUCCAGCUAUUACUCGCAUCUCUCCCCAUCAUGGCUCAAAAUCGGGAGGAACCAUACUAACAAUCACGGGAAAAUACUUGAACAGUGGAAGCAGAAGGGAAGUUUUAAUUGGAGGAAAAGUGUGUGAUCUCAAAAGUAUUUCCGAAACAAAGAUUGAGUGUAUUACUCCAGCCCAUGCUGCCCGACUGAAGUAUCCUGUGGUUUUGAAAAUAGAUGCUGCCGUCCGCGAAUUCAAAAAUUAUUUCACAUAUGUGGAAAAUCCAUCUAUCACUAAUAUUUAUCCAGCUUGGUCAUUCAGCAGUGGAGGCAGCACAGUAACAGUGCAAGGAAUUAAUUUGAAUUUUGUACAAACCCCCCAGAUGGUAAUCACUGUACAACAAAUAUCAAAGACUUUUCAUGCGGCAUGUAGAUAUGAGGAUAACUUGAAGGUGAUCUACUGUCAAACUCCCCCUCUGGAUCGCUUUAAGCUCACACUACCCACACAAGGCAAAGCAUCUUUUAUCUUUGACAAUGUCACUGUGGGUUCCUUUGAUUUUGGAUAUACGGAAGACCCUCUGUUUGAGACAUUUAAAGUUCCCAAGGAGAUCAAAAAGAGUGGCAGUAAUGUACUUGAGAUUAAAUUUCAAGGAGCACAGAUUAAAUCUGAAGCUAUUGAUGGUAAAAUACUAACAAUUGGAAACCAGAGCUGUGAGCAAAUACACCUGAAGCCAAAUACCUUGAUUUGUAUCAUACCUAAGGAACUUCUGGCUUCAAGAAGUGAACUGGAUGUGGAAUGGAAAAAAGCAAAUUCAUCAAUUUAUUUGGGAAAAGUUAUCAUCCUUGAAAAUAAGAAUUUUAUUGCACUGGUUGGUGUGAUUGUGAUAAUGUUACUGGUUCUUCUGAUACUUGGAAUAUUUAUUUGGAGGUACAAGAAGAAACAGAUGAAAGAUAUAAACCCAGAUGUAGUGCGGUAUGAUGGAGGAACGCAUACACUACACCUGGAUAGACUUGUGAAUACAAGAGCACGAAACAGUAUCACUGCAGAAAUGAUCUCUCAUGAAUCCUCUGACUAUCGAACAACUCUUCAAGAAGAUCCUUUUCAGAAUUUGACGCAAGGAGCAUCAUAUAGGCAAGCCCAGUUUUCUCACUCAGAUCUGACUUGCAUAUUGUCAAGUGGGGACUUGGAUUCAACCACACCAUUACUGCAGGGCGAUGUGAACAUCAGCUUCAACAGCUUGGACUCUGAACUACUGAAAGAAGUGCAGCACAUGGUUAUCAGUGCUGAUGCUCUCACAAUGCACACCACAGAGGUGAUAGGAAGAGGUCACUUUGGCUGUGUAUGCCAUGGAACACUCAUUACUCAAGAUGGGAAGCAUAUUCAUUGUGCAGUGAAGUGCCUCAACAGAAUCACUUGCAUUGAACAAGUAACCCAAUUUCUGAAGGAAGGAUUAAUAAUGAAAGAUUUCAAACAUACUAAUGUUCUCUCCCUGCUUGGAAUCUGCCUUCCUAACCAAGGAUCCCCUCUGGUAGUUCUGCCAUACAUGAAACAUGGUGACCUACGGAACUUUAUCAGAGACGAAAGUCAUAAUCCAACAGUAAAGGAUCUUAUUCGUUUUGGACUUCAUGUUGCAAAAGGAAUGGAAUACCUUGCAAGCAAAAAGUUUGUUCACAGAGAUCUUGCAGCAAGAAACUGCAUGCUGGAUGAAAACUACACUGUAAAAGUGGCUGAUUUUGGGCUUGCAAGAGAUAUAUAUGAGAAGGAAUAUUACAGCAUUAAUAAUAAAAGCGGUGCUAAACUGCCAGUGAAGUGGAUGGCCCUGGAAAGUCUGCAGACCCAGAAAUUCACAACCAAGUCUGAUGUGUGGUCUUUUGGAGUACUGCUGUGGGAGCUGAUGACACGAGGAGCACCACCUUACCCUGAUGUUGAUUCAUUCGAUGUCACUGUUUACCUAUUACAAGGGAGAAGGUUGCUGCAACCUGAAUACUGUCCUGAUUCACUAUAUACAGUAAUGCUAAAAUGUUGGCACCCAAAACAUGAAAUCCGCCCAACAUUUUCUGAAAUUGUUUCAAAUCUGUCGUCGAUUCUUUCCAAUUUUACUGGAGAUCACUACAUACAGUUAAAUACAACCUACGUGAACAUAAACUGCGGAGUACCCUAUCCACCUGUUUAUUCAUCUCAAGAUAACUUGGAUAGAGAUGCUCAUGCAUGAUCAAUGGCAGGUUUCUAUAAAGGAUAUUUUAUCAGCAGGCGAAUGCAAGAAAUCUGUUCCGGACAUUACAGGGGAGAAGCCCUAUAUUAAAUGUGCUGCUGGCUCAGUAGUAUCAACUAUGCUGAACCCUUAACAACUACGUGACAGAGAUGAACUAUAAUUAAAGCUGUCUGUCAUUGAAAAACGAUGGUGUCUGCUCUCACCCCCCUCUCCCCUGGAACAGAUCAAAGAUAGAGUUCCUCUGGUACUUAUCGUAAACCCCACCAGUCUUCACAUUCAAAGCAUUGUCUUUCAUGAUUUCUGCCAGCUCCAAUGUGACCCCACCACCAGUAACAUCUCUGCUCCUCCCCUUUAUGCAUUUCACCGGGACUGCUCACUUUAUGGUUCUUCCAUGCGAGUGGAGUGAGAUGCAGCACCUGCCCAUUCACCUCUUGCUUUUCCACCAUCCAAGGACCCAGAUGAAGCAGCAAGUCGCUUGCACUUCUCCCGACCGAGUCUACUCUAUUCAUUGUUCACAACGUGGCUUCCUCUGCAUUGGAGAAACCAAAACCAGAUUGGGUAAUCGCAGAGCAGAGCAUCUGCACUCAGUCUGUCGGGGUGAUCCUGAACUUCCUGUUACAUGCCACUUUAAUUCUCAGUCCCACUAUCUUCCCAACCUGCUCUCUGCAACCUCCUCCACCGCCACAGUGAGGCCCAGAGUAAAGUGGAAGAACAACAUUAAACCCUCCAUCCAGGCACUUUGCAACUGUCUGGAAUGAACCAUUAUCUCCAACUUGAGGUAAACUGCUCUCUCAUCAUUUCUCAUUAUCAUACUUAUGCCCCUUUCUUACCCUGUUUCUUCUAAAUGCCUUACAAAUGGUCGGUACUUGUACUCCUUAUCAUUGAUCUGUCUUAACCUAUCUUUUGUCUUGCACUCCUUAUCAUUGAGCUGUCUUAACCUAUCUUUUGUCUUGCACCUCACUCCUUCCCCCAGCUCUGCUUUGAAAACUGUAAACCUUCCACUCCAGUUCUGAUGCAGGAUCUCGACCAUCCCUUUGCCUCCAUGGGUGCUGCUCAGCCCACUGAGUUCUUCCAGCAGUUUAUUAUUUGCUCCGGAUUUCAGUAUCUGCAGUCGCUUGUGUCUCCAACCCUCCACUCUACCCCUCGUUCUGAGGAAGGGUUGCUGACCCAAAACGUUGACUGCUUUCUCUUGCCACAGAUGCUGCUUGACUGGCUGAGUUCUCCCAGCAUUUCUGUCUUUGUUGUUGUCGUUGGAAACUUGUUCAUAGCUUCUGCUGUAAAAUAAUGUUGUUCUGUUGACUGCAGGAGAAAAAAGUCAUGAUAGAUUUAAAGAAAAAUUCCAUCCUGAAAAAUUAAUGAAGUGUUCUAUUUUUUUAAUAAGAAUAGGUUUAUUUUUAAUUAAUUAAGCAUCAAUAGCAUCAUUAAAACUGGACCAUAUUAUUGCAUAUAAAACCUUUUAUAAAUUAAUGUUUUUCCUUAAUUUCUCAUAUCAUCUGUAUACUUGUGUUAAUGAAAUAUACUUGAUUUACCAGAAUCACUAGUAUUGCAAUUUUUUUGAAUAGAAUCCAGUGAAAGUGAAAUGUUAAAAUAAUCACUGUGGUAUCUGCAAUAUCCUGUUUCUGCAAUUUACUGUAUCUAGUAUUAAAUUAUUAAAUGCAAAACUGUUGCCUUCAUUCUGAUAAAAUAUAUGACCAAUUAAUGAA